AUGGCUUACAAGACUUUCCGAUGGUAUCUCCAGGUUGGACUCUUCAUCAUAAUCGCUACCAAUCUCGUCCUUGCCAAUGGAAGCAGCGAUGGCUUGCAGCAUAUCCUUCACCCUCAAGAGGCUUCUCCUGAGAUCAUCACAGGCCAAUACGAUCCUGCUCGAAUCAGCAUCCACAAUACUACUGGUCACGUAACAUGGAACUGGACGAAGGUCGACUUCGUCAACCAAGACAUACCAAAGAAGCUCAAUGAGUGUCUACAAAAUGGAGGCUCCGUGACAGACGUCAAGUGGGCGAACCACGGUAGAAGCGUUGUGGCAGUCUUUGCGAAUGCAGUCGUCAUCAUCAAUCAUUGUCCUGACGAACCAUCUAAAGACAAGGCCAUAACCUUUGGCAUGUGCUUAGAUAAAUUCGGUCUGGGAGGAACUCACGGCAUUGAGCUUCUGCCCGAUGGGAAGCUCGCUAUAGCAACAACUUCCUAUGAAGCAACUGGGAACAUCAAGAUCGUCAACACGUCCUUGGGUGCAUCAAACCCAUAUUCCGGUUUUCUUCAAGAGCUUGAUGGUCUCCCCGCAGUGCAUAGUCUUGUAUGGGACCAAGUAACACAAAGUCUUUGGGCUGUCGGGAAUGAUCUACCUCCCAAAGGGAAAUGUCCUUCUACAGCUCAACUGAAUCGCUAUGAGUAUAGGAAUGGCUCAUUCUCUCAAAAGCCCUCUCAAAUCGAGCCCAUUGGUCCUCCUAGAAUGCUCAGCGAGGAAUGGGAUGAUUCAUGGUGGGAUGGAGGACAUGAUAUUACACCUGUGCCUGACCACCGACACCUCCUUAUCUCUACAGAUCCGGACCUUCACCUCUUCAAUUUGACUUCGGCCUCAUUUCUACAUGGGGAAGAAGUGCUAAAGCAGCCUUUCAUGCAGGGAUUCAAGCCAGUCUACUCUCAUGAGAAGCAUCUGCCUCGGGCUGAUGUCAAGUCAUUGAGCUUGCGCACGGGCUCCGGUACCCUUUAUGUUCAAGCUGAUUGGAAAGGCUACUUUUCAACUCAAGUCAAUUAUCUUACGCCUGGGGCGAAGGCUCCAAGAGCCAUCUCGUUCUUGCAGUCGGUAUAUCGUUCUCGUAGGUUUUCGCCCGUGGCUGGAUGGUCCAUUGAGUAG
Molecule: messenger RNA, 1146 nt
Organism: Fusarium odoratissimum NRRL 54006
Lineage: Eukaryota; Fungi; Ascomycota; Sordariomycetes; Hypocreales; Nectriaceae
Exons: 1
Coding region: 1-1146 (381 amino acids)
Source: RefSeq, a predicted model, not a curated record